This is a messenger RNA of Hylaeus anthracinus, 6778 nucleotides long. RefSeq lists its product as uncharacterized. Gene Ontology annotation, cellular component: nucleus; chromocenter. The record is from RefSeq and is a predicted model, not a curated record. The coding region runs from base 2731 to 4923 and encodes 730 amino acids. Gene Ontology annotation, molecular function: chromatin binding. The transcript has 7 exons. NCBI's taxonomy places the organism in Eukaryota, Metazoa, Arthropoda, Insecta, Hymenoptera, Colletidae.
GUAAAAGUAAACUGAAAUCGACUUCUCGAAUGAAUGCGUAAUGUUUACAGUGAAUCGUCUAUUGAAUUAUUUUGUAACGAAACUUUCAAUAAUUUUGACAAUUGUGAAUCAUCUAAGGGUAGAAUCGAAAUUUAAAGAUAACGUGACUUAUCAGCUUUUCCAAGGUCAGUUUCAUCGAUAAGUGCUGGCAACGAUAAAAACGUAUCUAUAUCUUAAUGAAUAUUAUGUUUGAAAAAAGACCAGUUCAACGACCUCUGAUUCGAGGUCAUUCAAGGUCAAUUGGUAACACCUUAGUAGUCAGGUGUUUCGGAAAAUAUUAUUCUUAGAAUUUUUGUUUUACUUGUUUGUAAUUAGAAAUAAUAUUUAUCUAGAAUACAAUUAAACUACUACAUGUACGCGAGUGUUUAAGAAGCGAGGUUGCAGCUAGAACUGGCAUUUUAAAACCCAACUAUCGUUACGUGUAUACAACAUAUGUUUCCGAAUAUCGUGUCAGUUUGAAGAACGCCCUAAACGCUCGAUAUGGAGUGCGCAAUAUUCUGAGUUGCGCAAUAAUAUUGACAAUGUAGAGCUAAUAUCGGAAACAUACGCAUACUUGUCCGCUCAAAUGGACUUCGUAUACUCAUUACGUUACUGUCCCGUUUACUAAACAGUAUCGUUAAAAUAUUGUCAUAUGUAAAUAACGCUGAUUAGACUCAUCAUCGAGUUUUUUAUCCUCUUCACGGCACCUCUGUGUCGACGUUUUUUCUUCGAUUUUUCACGUUUGUCUCGUUCCUUGCAUCGUUACUUAAAUACAAAAUUUCGAAUAAAGAAAAAAAGGAAAUUCUGCUCGUUCCUCUAGAAUCUAGAGGAGGUAUCUAGAGUCUAGAUACUUCUUUGUCAAUGUUAUGAAAACGAAGCAUAGAGAGAAAGUUUAAAUAACGCUUGGAGGUCAGCGGACAGUAUCAAGUUCACGGGCGCUCCUGUCGAAUUCCUGAAAUGUCCGUGGCGUGAUUUUCUUUAGCGACAUUCUCGUCGCUUCGCCUAUCUCGCCACCAUUAUGCUUCUUUUGUUUUCGUUGCCAGUAGAACACGGCCACUGUGCACGAAAAGUUGGUGCAAGCUGUACGCUUCCGUGCUCGCGAAAAGUGGAACUCGACCUCGUUCAUCACGCGUCACCAUAUUGUAGCUAAAACUGUCACGAAUUAUUAUUUCGUAAUAUUUAUGAUGUAGUUUCGGUUCGCAUCAUCUCCCUGACCGUUGCUUAGCUCUCACUGCAGACUUCCGGUGGCCGUUCUGCGAUUAAUAGAUGAACGUGGGAUACGUGACGGAAAAUUAUUGUCUAUUUGGUACAAACGUACUCUAAUAAUCAAUCACGUUACUUUAUGUUACUUUGCUGAUAUAGGUUAUAUUGAAAAUAUCUUAUUUCUUUAGUUUCAAUAUAAAUUCCCAGUAGAGUUCGAAGUAUAAAGUUAAAGUAAGGAUCACGAAGAUAUUGUCUCGCAAGACAAACAAGCUUUAGAAAAAAAAAAAAGCACAUACUCAAUCAUGUUUCAAUUAACGUCGACUGGAGGGACAGAUCUCGAGAUCUUCGUGGCUGUGGUAUCGUUUAAAAAUUGAAGAUAACGUGGUCUCUUUGUUACAUUCGCUUACAGCCAUGUGCAAAGCUAACAAUAAAGGUAUAAGAAGUGGAUGCAUUGUAGAAAGAGAUGAAACGAAAGUUGCAAGUGUCAAAAUGUUCGACUCGUACAGAGAUAAGAAUGCUAAUGAAACGGAUUUAGAAGGAAUAUGUUUCUGUAAGGAAUAGUGGCUCUUUCAGGCUUGUCCCCACCAUACCACGAAGAAAGGAUGCUUCCAAAAAGUAUGCGUGCGAGAGUGAUGUAUCUAGAUCGGGCACGUAUUGUGUGAAAGAAAAUUAUACUAAAAACCGGAUGGUCAGCGCAUCCUGUCUUGGACAGGAUGAAUUACAAGCGGAAAUUCAUGUUCAAUUAAAAGUCGAGAAAUACAUCGUCCAAAGUAGGCUUUUCUUUUUUAACGUUACCUUCUCUGUGGUGUUUGUUAGUCGUAGGCGAAGGGCGUUGGGAACGGGAUCUACGGUCCUGGAACAAAGUACAGUACCGUACGAACUGUUCGUUGACCCAGUAACAGUUGACAUGUGGGAUACAGGAUUUGUCUUAAAUAAAAUUUUCCAAUAUUUCAUAGCAGAGUAUAAGUAUAUCAUACGUAAAAUCUCGUGUAGAUCGUUUAUCUAUGAAACGAAAUAUUUCAUAACGGACAAUUAUGGAUUCAACUAUUAAAACGAAUAAAUGAGAACAAUAAAUUCCUGUACGUUGGUUUUAAUCUACGUUACUCGAAUAGAUUAAUAGAAUAUUGUUCGGCUUUGUAGAUAAGGGAUUUUGUUAAUUUCUGGUAGAAUCAGAGGCUCGAUGACGUCGCGUUACGUCCCUGGGUGUGGGUAGUGGGAGUAAGAACGGUGCGCAUGCGCGUGGAGGCGCGAGUGCCCAGCUGUGCGUGGACGUGAAACGCGGCGCGACCGACGGUGGUGGCUGCUAGGAAAGCAAGCGAGCGAACGAGCGAGCAAGCGAACCAGCCAGAGACUGCCCUCCUGUCUCCCCCACCCCUAGCAUGCCUUGGAGAGCCCAUGGCCUCCGUACACACGGAGGAGAGUGAGCCCCAGCCGCUCCUCACGUCAUCCGCUGAGAGAGAGACGACGAGGCCUCGACACGGCGAGGAGCAAUAAUUCUAACGAGCCAAGAUGGCGGCGGACACGGUGGCCCUGUCCGCGCUCACGCUCGCCAGGGGCGACAAGAUCCUCGUGACCGUCGAGUCCGCGCUACCGGACAUCGUCGUCGUGUCCUUCGUUCACGGUGCCAAGUGCUUCCAGGGCGCGUUGCUCGACGCCACCAAGAGAGGCCUGCCUUGUGGCGUCCAACCCCCUGAGCCAGUUCCAGAUCCAGAUGGCGACAAACUGGCGACGAUCGCGGCCCGUUUCAGCUACUUUCAGGAGAGAAAGAGCUCGCUGGCCGCUGCCAAAGUCGAUCUACGCCGGAACAUCAACCCGCCUGCCAGGUAUAAGAACGCAAGGCCGACGGUCAGGCUCAGGCCCCGUCAGGUGCUUUGCAGCAAGUGUAGAUCGAUCUGCAACGAGAACAGCGAGAACGUCGACGUCAGCAGGAAACGGAAGCACGACGAGGGACAGCAAGAGAACCACCAGCAGCCGCAGCAACAACAGGUCGCGGGUCAUGGAUCCACCAGAAGAAGCGAUCGACGUUGCGCCCAGCAGCCGCAAAAAUCCUCCAGAGUGCUGUUCUCGGAUUGCCAGUCUGAAAACAUCGCAACUCAUCAAGCAACGAAAUCCUCGUCGUCGUCCGCGGCGUUGAGUCCCGACUCGUCGAAGUUGGCACCGUCUCUCAUACCCAAAAUCUCGAGACUACAACCCAACGAGAUCAACAACGCUAUGCAGGGAACCGAGAAGGUGAAGAUCGCCCCAUCGUAUUGGAAUAACAGAGCCCAGGAGGGCGGGUCAUCGGUGAACGCGGUGGAGCCCGCCGAAGAACGCAUGGAGUCGACGGAUUGUGACAGCAAUCCAUCGAUGGCGUAUUGCGCCACGCCCAGAAGACUAAGCAGCUCGUCCGUAGAAAGCGCUAAGAUACCCGAGGAGGACGAGAAGAAAACCUUCGCCGCGGCGGACUCGACAAUGAGGCCAAGAACGGCCCGAGUACCGCGAAAGAAACGAUCCGUCGGCUCGAUGGAGGAUUUGUGGGACGAGACGGUGUUCGAGGACCCGACGAGAACAACCAGAACCACGCCAGUGAUCAAGAUCUCGUUUGGGGCUCAGGGCGAGGGCACAGUUUUGAAAAUCCCCUCGAAAAUUCAGGAUCCCGAGUACGAGCAGGAGACCGACGAUGCGGAGGACCCGCAGACGGAAACGGAGAGGGAUCCUCUGGAAUUGCCGAGAACCUUUGAGAACGAUUACGACUUCCCUGUGGACUGCGAGGAGGACGGACAAGAGCAGGUGGACCCGCAGAAGCAGAGCGUGAAAGACGCGAGCGCGAAGGCGGCGAAACGAGCGCUGAAAAAAGCGAAAAAGGAAGCCAGGCGGAAAAUGUUAGGGGGUGUUUCGCCAGCGAGAUCUCCUUGCAACGGCUCGCCACGGUACAAUCCCACGUACGACACUCUGUCGUAUCACCGUCGCAAGCAUAAAGUGAAGCAUAAAAAGAAGCACAAGGAGGACCGGAAGCACAAGAACCAGCCGCAGCUUCAGCAGCCUUGUUUGGAGGCUGGCGCCGCGGAGAAUCAGCAAAACUGGAACGUCCUGCCUGGCAGCGAGUCGUACACAGCCAUAAAGGAGCAGUGCCUCAAGCAGAAAUUGUCCAUAUCUCUGAAGAGAUUGAAUACGAACGCGUACGCCAGAUGCGAUUAUCCGGUGAGCAAUGCGUCUUCGGGUUGCAAGAGCCCUGGCGCCAGCAGCGACGAGCUGAGCGAACAGGAGCCCGAGGUAGAUGCUGGUGAAACGGCUCCUGAUUUUCCCCCACAGUCUCAUCCCUUGAUGAUGCGUCUCGCUGCGACACCCGUGGAACAUUGCCUGACCGCCAGCGGCAGAAGAAUGGACGUUGGGGACGUAGUAUGGGGAAAAAUUCACGGGUUUCCAUGGUGGCCUGGAAAGGUUCUCAGUAUCACGGUUUCCUGUAAAGAAGAUGGCUCCUCAUCUGGGCCUCAGGCACACGUUGCUUGGUACGGUUCUUCGACGAGUUCUCUCAUGUCGUGCGACCAGCUGAGCCCGUUUUUAGAAACGUUCAAGACGCGAUAUAACAAGAAGAAGAGGGGACCGUACAAAGAGGCGAUACGGCAGGCGCAGAACGAGGCCCGAAAUCAGAUCACGCCUAACUCGACGAGCAGCGUGUUGAAUGUCUGUGGUUCGCCGCGCGAGGUCAACGUCGUCUCCUAAGGGAAGGUGCACGCCACCUGACACCAUUCCUUACUGCCGGGUAUUCGUCGGCCAAGAUUGCGAUCGGCGGGUCGGAAUCGUCAUGUAAUAUAUAAAGAUUUGUACAUAAUGACAUAGCAUUAAUGAAAUAGUUCUUGGAUCGAUGUUCUUAUCAGUCGCGAACCGCCCGAUGUCUCAUGGGGCAAACACGACUCGAAAUGAAGUUUACUGCCAUCACUGGCGCGUUUUUUAUCCUCAGCUUUUUGAGCAAACAUUUAGCGCGUAAGGAGUAUCUAGAUAGGGUAUACCUAGAAAUAAUGAUGUGUCAGCUCUCGAGAAUAAUUUUCGUAUUAAAUAUGACUUUUUCGAUAGCUGAACGGGCGUUGGUCAUUGACGACUCGAAGGACGCCUGUUACUUAAAUUCUUGAUAUAUAUAUAUUAUAUAUUUGUAUUACAAUUUCAUUGUGAUCGUUAUCGAAAUACGCUGCUGCGAGCUCAUCCAGUGCGGGCAGUGAAUCUUCGACAUUACAGUCCGCGGAUCAUUGCUGAAUACGAUCGUUAAUGACUCGAUUUCGUCGUAGAUCAUGAUGCCACGAUUAUAAAAAUGGACAAUAUCUCUGACCAGAUCUGGGCGUUUUUGAAGUAACGUUGCUUGAAAUACUAUUUCUGAUAACAUGUUAUCUUAUUACAUGGUCGUUCAAUUUUUGAAAUACAAUUAUCUUAUUCCUUUCUUGGAAAUUCUUGUGGAAACAAUCGACAUGCUGCCUCAUUUUUUAACGUAUGACAUUACAAAUGUUUUUCAAGGAUUAAAAUAUUAGAUAGAAAAAAUUUAAUAUUUUAUUUGAAAUAUGUUGAAAUGUGUUACCAAAUAACUUCGUUAUCUGAAAUAUUAUUUCAAAAAGAUAUUUCUUUUUUUAUUUUUAAUACAAUUUGCCCGGGUCUGCCUCCAACUAGUGAAGUUUGCAGCACUUUAGUUGCUCCAAAGUACUAUGUUUCAGAUUGAAAAAUGAACACUCUUUAAAGAAUUAAUAGAGAGGACGAUUCUUCCAAUUGAAAGUAGCUAGAGUUAUUUUUUAAAGUAGACGUAGAAAAAGUGAAGGAGGGUGAUAUUGUAUAGUUUAGAAAAGUUUGACUUCCUGCAAGUUUAUUUAUUUAUUUAUUUUUUUAUUUAAGUAGAACCGUGUAUUUUUUCAUAUGUCAUUCUAUAGGUAAGGAAUAAUGGAAGAUUUCAUUUUGUAUAGUAGAAAACGAUGAGGAAUAAUCCUUUGAUGUUUGUAGUCUAACGCUACCGCAAUUUAUUUUAAUUAUUCGUUUAUACUUUUUCGUACUUUUCCACGCAGAAUAGUUUUACUUUUUUUAAGAUAAAUACAUAGCUAUAUUUCAAAUGUAAGGCGUAGUUCGAGCAAUUACGCCAGUACAUUAAACAAAAAAAAGGAACAGAGUUUUUGAAAUUAAACUUUACUAAAUCGUACGAUAUUCCCUUCUGUCUUCGCUUAGAAAAAAAGCUAUAGUCCACUCACUUGCAAGAAUCAUCCCGUGUAGUCGGAACAAAUGGAACUUCUUGAAAGAAGUUCACGUUUAAAUCGAUCAUGUUUAAUAGACGAACAGUAAUAGCAACGUUUUGCAUUUUUUAAUAGAAUAAUCUACAAUGAACGUAAGCUGUAAAUCAAUUCUUCACGAUAACCUCAAACUAACUUCUGAGUUUCGUUUACGCUUCGUGUCAACACUGCCAAGGAAUGUAACUGGUACUUCGUUUCGACAUAACGAUCGUUGGAAGACAAUUUUCAGUCUUGGAAACGAGUAUCCUUUAUAAAAAUAAUUUCUUGGUGAAUUCCGAAUAUGUAACGGCGCAAAAUUUUAAAAAGGAAAAAAAUAA